This is a messenger RNA of Cynocephalus volans (Philippine flying lemur), 3589 nucleotides long. It is a transcript of the gene PLEKHB2, whose product is annotated as pleckstrin homology domain containing B2. Gene Ontology annotation, cellular component: membrane. Gene Ontology annotation, biological process: regulation of cell differentiation. NCBI's taxonomy places the organism in Eukaryota, Metazoa, Chordata, Mammalia, Dermoptera, Cynocephalidae. The record is from RefSeq and is a predicted model, not a curated record. The coding region runs from base 114 to 782 and encodes 222 amino acids. The transcript is spliced from 8 exons.
ACGGCGGCUAGGGCGCUGGACGUUCCGCAGUCGGAGUAGAGGAAACCGGGCGGCGUCCUUGUCCUCCCUGCUCUGCUUCGUGAACCGCGGUCCGAGUGUUCGCAGGUGAAGAGAUGUCAUUUGUGAAGAGUGGAUGGUUGCUGCGACAGAGUACUAUUUUGAAGCGCUGGAAGAAGAAUUGGUUUGACCUGUGGUCAGAUGGUCACCUGAUCUAUUAUGAUGACCAAACUCGGCAGAGUGUGGAGGAUAAGGUCCACAUGCCAGUGGACUGCAUCAACAUCCGCACUGGGCACGAAUGUCGGGAUAUUCAGCCUCCAGAUGGGAAGUCAAAAGACUGUAUGCUGCAGAUUGUGUGCCGAGAUGGGAAAACUAUCAGUCUUUGUGCAGAAAGUACAGAUGAUUGUUUAGCCUGGAAAUUUACACUCCAGGAUUCCAGGACAAACACAGCUUACGUGGGCUCAGCAGUUGUGUCUGAUGAGACAGCCGUGGUUUCCUCGCCCCCUCCCUACACAGCUUAUGCUGCACCGACCCCUGAGCAGGCAUAUGGCUAUGGUCCAUACAGUGGUGCAUACCCGCCAGGAACUCAAGUUGUAUAUGCUGCGAAUGGGCAGGCGUAUGCUGUGCCCUACCAGUACCCAUAUGCAGGACUUUAUGGACAGCAGCCUACCAACCAAGUCAUCAUUCGUGAGCGGUAUCGAGACAAUGACAGUGAUCUGGCGCUGGGCAUGCUGGCUGGAGCGGCCACAGGCAUGGCCUUAGGGUCUCUGUUCUGGGUCUUCUAGAGUCCUCGAGAUCUUGAUGUGCAUAGCUUCUGGCAACCCUGUGUGCAAUAAUAUGAUUUGCAGGGCAUUUCUGUUUGUGACAAAUGUUUUUAAUAAUAGUUUUCGUAGUUCGUUUGAAAGUAGUGAUGUCAUAAUUGUAACUAAUCCACAUAAGUACUGUAGAGAAAGGUCUGAGCUGUGCUGUUUAGCUGAAACAUGGACUCUGGGGGGCACUGGCAUAUUCCAAGAGCUUCCUGUGGAACUCUUGGAAUACCUUAUUUGGACAUACCUGUUUGAAAGGCAUUUUCUUUUUAGAGUUGGGGUACUGCUUAAGGGAUAAUUUAUUUUCGUAUUAUGCCAAUACUCUAGUGAUGUAUGAAUGAGUGAGCGAUUGUGGCAGGAAUAACUGCAGCUUCCUUUUGGUUUAGCUUCAAACUUUGAAACCUCAGACCAGAACUGGCUGCGUGUUACCUUAGGAGUUGUGAGCUGGUAAGCUACCAGGUAGCUUCCCCGAGUCAGUGGUGUGGGAGCCCCACGAUCCACCCUCUGGGGCUCUGCAGGCACCCAGCAAGGCUGACUGCUCAGGAUGACAGGGGACACCCCACCCUCACCCGCUUUUAAAAAGGAUGCUUCAGGAAUCUGCCUAACCCUAGAGCUUCUUAUUCUUGUAUUAUUCUUGUUUGUUUGCUUUUGGCAGUGAUACUUGGAAAAGAUCCCGAAUUAGGAAUUGAUUUGAGCCUCAGAGUUUUAGGACAUUAUCCUUUAAAAUAUGAAGAAGGCAGAACAAUAACAAAAAAGUGUGUGGAGUUAGAUUUCCUUUACUUAGAGAUGCUGCAUCACUAGUGUCUGCUUUGGGUAUUUUUAUUGCCACCUAAUCCUAUUAAAGCCUAUUUUCUACUUGUUGAGGAAGUAAUAUUAAAGAAUGGGGAGGAAAAUGGAAGGAGAACCAUAGAUAGAAUGUUUCUAUUUCAGGCUUUCUGGGGAUUGCACUGUGCAGAGGAUGCUCUUUUCUGUCCCUCUGAAGGCCUGCCCUGUGCAGGAGUGGGGCAUCGUGGCUGUCCACUGAGCCCUGGGAUGGAAGGAUCAUGGCUGGGAGAGACUCAGGUUAUAGGUGGGAAAUAUGGCCUAGGUACAUGAGGGACCUGCUCAAGGUACCACUCAACCUGGACAGGACUCCAGCCUUGUUUUUCUUCCUGAUCCACGUGUGGUAGAGAAGACUAAAACAUUUAAUUUUGAGUUCCCAAAUGUGGGAAAAACCACAGUCCUAUCUUUCUGUCAAAUACUCAUAUUUCCAAUAUUUAUGAAAUACGUAUUUCAAAUAUUCAUAUUUCUGUUCAUUUAUGUUUUAAAGCUUCUAGUUAUUCUGGGUUUUCUGUCUUGCAUGCUUUAAACAGUAUACUUUUACAAAGGCAAUUUAGCAUAGUGAAGGUCCCUGCUCCACACUCCAUAUGGUCCUUUUUUCCCUAAAUACACUCCGGUAGCACAGAUCCUGUUUUUAUUUUGCCUGGCCAGUUCCGUAGUUGCUCUCUUGUUUUACUGCUCAGCCAGCCCAUCCCUGAAGCAGACUUAAAUAGAUCUACCUAUGAAACCAGACGCCAAAUGAACUUAGUGUUGGCCAUAGGUCUGUCUUUCUAGCCAGUCCUAGGGGACUUGCUGAAUGUGUGUUUGCAGCUGAAAGGAGGUGUACUUCUCUGUCCUCUCUUUGGAUAGAUGUAGUAUGUGACAACACUGGCGUUAAAGGUUUAAAAUGUUGCUUGUAAGAUUUUACAUCCUGUGUAAUAAGUAUGGCUUUGUUCAGACAGUAAUCUAUUAAAGUUGUAUGCUUUACUUACAAAAUGUUAAUAACAGUUUUUAAUGGUUCAAUGGGGUGUUAAUUUUGAACUUGGAAUUAGUGGGUAGGAAUUAUGGGAACCAUAGAGUACUGAGUUACGCCAUUGAAAUACUCUUUAAGUUCCCCUAGCUGCUUCUGUCUGAAGGGGGAGAGGUGUGGACUGAAACUUGGGCACCUAUGUGUGUGUGUGUCUCCCUCCCCAGUCCCUGUCCUCAGUGGGGCCAGCGUCAGUAGGCAGGCAUAGUUGAGCCUGGAAAUUCACUCACACUAGUGACUUGAUCCUGGUAUGAAAUGCAUACUGCAGAUAAACAUGGGCUUAGGUAUCUCAUUUCCUUGGCACCAGCUCCCAUAGACGCCAACCUUUUGACAGCCUCAGUUUCUCACUGAUGUCCUUCACUUACAGUGCUGUACUUUGGUAAUCCCAAGUCAAUAAGUAUGUGUAUUGGAAGGAACUUCUUGUUCAGGUUUGAGUAAGCACUUUACUUCCAUUUAUAUUUUUAAAUGAUGAUCUGUACCUAGAAGAAGUUGGCUGUUGACAUUGUACACAUGCUGAUCUAAUUGCUCUUUUAGUUCUGUUCUUUACAUUCCUUGAGUUAACUUUCAGGAUCUUGGAUUUUAAAGAGAAGAGGGAGACCUGUGGUUAAAGUCUCAGAUCAUCAUUCAUGAAAAAGACUAGAACUUGUCUAUUUGAGUCUGUCCAGGAUCCAAGGUAGCCAUCUGGAUCAUAAGAAGUUCCUACAGUUGAGAUAUCGUGACCCACAUGUAUUUUCCACAUCAAUUUUUGAUCCUGUGUAAUCUUUCUUUUUCCUUCUCUAGUUGAUGUAGACACAAGGCAUGGAAUGCAGUUCCAUUUUUCUCCUAGAGUUGAUCUUUUUCGUGAUUGCUUACCUGUCUUUAGUAUUCUUUUGCAUCUGCAGAACCUGUUUUUCCCUGUAUAUGCAAAUUGUAUGUUUAUAAGUGCAGAUGUUAAUGCAUUAAAUGAUCAUUAACCUCAAAG